AUGUCAACCAGCGCACAGCAAGAGUCCACACGCCAAUCCGACUCCAAGGAUGCUGCGAUACCAGCGAGGGGCACGCCAGAAUACGAAGCGUACUACUAUCAGCAGAUAGAGGAAUCCGUACAUCGCACCGCUGCGAUAUACCCAGAGUCGUCGAUUGCCAAGGGCUGGCUCUCACUAAAUCCUAUCCAGCAGAGAAUCAUAGUAUCUAGCUUCUUGCCGGGAAGAGUUGGACACAACAAUAACGGUACUCUUCUCAUGUCGAGUGUUGGAUCGCACUCGGAAACGUCCAGCGGCAUUGGAGACCACGACGAGAGGAUCUCUAUUAAAAUCCGCCAUCCUCUACUCAACAAUAUCCAAGCAGAUGUCAUCGCCUCAAUAAAGGGACUAAGCAGUUUCUUUAGUUUUUCUGACAUUAGCUACUGUUGA
Psilocybe cubensis is the source of this 426-nucleotide messenger RNA. RefSeq lists its product as uncharacterized. Lineage: Eukaryota; Fungi; Basidiomycota; Agaricomycetes; Agaricales; Agrocybaceae. Bases 1 to 426 code for a protein of 141 amino acids. The transcript has 5 exons. The record is from RefSeq and is a predicted model, not a curated record.